CUCGCCCUCACUUUCUCCCCUCCUGCCUGCCCGCUGCUCCCUGCUCCUGGCUUGCCCCCACCGCCGCCAGUUCAGGGGAACGUGUGCGGAGCGAUUGUCCUGGGGGACAUUUGAUGGAUUAGAGCUCUGAACAGUUCCAUUGCUAGGGGACCACCUGAUCUCCUCCAGCCUGCGUCCCAUAUAAAGCCGGCAGCCGGAGUGCUGAGCACAGCUCCAGCGAUCGCCUGUCUGCGCGCCGCCGUCGCCAAGCCCGAGCGGGAGCCAGAGCCAGAGCCGGGGCCGCCGCCACCGGUGCCGGCUCCGCUCUGCCGCCGCCCGCCCGCUGGGAGCUGUCCAGUGCUGAAACCCCGUGCAGACAGCCAAUCGCGCCCGGCUGGCCGCCUCCCCCUACCGGGGCCCCACGCAAGUGCCCCGCCGAGCCCCCUGCCAGUAGCACCAUGCCGCGCUCUUUCCUGGUAAAGAAGAUCAAAGGGGACGGCUUCCAGUGCAGCGGGGUGCCGGCCCCCACCUACCACCCCUUGGAGACCGCCUACGUGCUGCCUGGCGCCCGGGGGCCGCCCGGAGACAACGGUUACAGCCCGCACUGCCUGCCCCCCAGCAGCUACGAUGCGGACCAAAAGCCAGGCCUGGAGCUGGCGCCGGCCGAGCCCGCAUACCCGCCGGCGGCGCCGGAGGAGUACAGCGACCCCGAGAGCCCGCAGUCCAGCCUGUCGGCGCGCUACUUUCGCGGGGAGGCGGCCGUCACCGACAGCUACUCCAUGGACGCCUUCUUCAUCUCAGACGGGCGUCCAGCCAUUAACACUCCUUCCACGCCCCCACACUUAUCCUCACCAAAUUUCCCAAACUCUGAGACCCUCGGGGCCUUCUCAUUCACACCCAUCCCCACUGCCUACUAUACCCUGACCCCCUCUCCUUCCAAGCAGCUCAAACCCUUCCCGAUCCCCUGA
Condylura cristata (star-nosed mole) is the source of this 947-nucleotide messenger RNA. RefSeq names its product scratch family zinc finger 2 (gene SCRT2). NCBI's taxonomy places the organism in Eukaryota, Metazoa, Chordata, Mammalia, Eulipotyphla, Talpidae. The record is from RefSeq and is a predicted model, not a curated record. Bases 438 to 947 code for a protein of 169 amino acids. The transcript is spliced from 3 exons.